Molecule: messenger RNA, 540 nt
Organism: Drepanopeziza brunnea f. sp. 'multigermtubi' MB_m1
Lineage: Eukaryota; Fungi; Ascomycota; Leotiomycetes; Helotiales; Drepanopezizaceae
Source: RefSeq, a predicted model, not a curated record
AUGCUAACGACCGUUAAAGCUUUAAGGUGCAUUAAGUGCAUUAAUAAUAAGAUCACAUCGAAGUUUAAUAAAGACUAUUAUAAUUACGAUACGAGCGUUAUACGCUAUCUUCGGUGUGCUAAAGGUAGCUAUAGCAAUUGCACCGUUGCUUUUGCCGCUAUUAAUACCGCUUUCGAUAACUUCCUCGCUUUAAAUGCUGCCUUUUUAAAAGGUGUUGCUAGUAGUCCGAGCGGUCUAGCGAGUAGAAAUGGAAGUUUUAAAACAACGAACCGUGAUCCGAUGACGCGAAGCGCUUCGAGUAUAUCACCUUUUCCUCUUGCGCCUGCCGCCCUUGUUGCUCCCGUCGCUUUCGCAGCUCCCGUCGCUCCCGUCGCACCCGCAGCUCCCGUCGCUCCCGUCGCACUUAUUAUCGUCGCUCUUUUUGCGCUAGUUAUUGCGCCUGCCGCUUUCGCGGCGGCGCCCGUCGUUGCUAUGACUCUUGCGGAGCGCCGAGCUAAAAUAAAGAGAUUGUUAAAAGCUUUGAUUGAUCUUUUGUUAUGA